AUGAGGAUGGCAACUUAUAUACUUCAUUAUGAGGGACAAGCCGCGAGACACACCUGCGUCGUGGAAGGAUGCGACCGUGAGGUAAAGAUCACCAAAGGAGGGCUCAGAUUGUGUAAGGCCCACAGUUCCAAAGAUGAGAGGCCCCGCCCCUCCAAGAGCAGAUCCAACCAAGGGAACGAAGCGCCCAAAAGAAGUGUGUCAGCCGAAAGGACCCCAGAAGCGAUCACCGAGGCGCGUUCCGCGCCCGGUGAGAGCUCUGAACUUCCCCCUGCCAAAGGCACCGAGAAAGCUGCUCUUUUGGGAAAAUACUUGAGGCUCGCUCUCGAGGGAAAAGGUCCCAGAGAAGCACUUGAAAACUGCGCAACGCCCAGUUGUGGGCCACACGAGACCUGGGAAGAGCUUAAGGACCAAGCAACACAGUAUGUCGCGAAGCUCCCCAAAGAAUACCCUCAACUAGCCAAGAAGGCGAUCAUCGAACUGGUUACUCAGGAUUGCCCUGCCAGGGGGCUCGAGUCCGAGGGUGAAGACCCUGUCUUGAGCAUUCGGACCCCAGCAAGCCAGAGCCCCUUCUCAGGAGAGUUGGCAGGAACCCCCCAAGUUGCAACGCCAGCGCACAAUGUGGUUCCAUCCCGGGCCACACCACCAGCCGGUUCUAAUCCUCAAGCGUUUUUCAGACCCAAAGGAUCUCAAGACCUCCCCACUGGGAUGACAGCCAAUCCCUCCAACACCAUACCAGAUGCUGCUAGGAUCUUUGCAGCAGCCUCUCGGCCUAGGCACAUCGGAGCCUACAGUGACGCAGAGCCACCGCAACUCGACGAGACCUCAAAAGCUCUCCAGACGAUUGCAAAGGCCAUGGCAGCCAAAGACGAGGCAGCCGGACAAGAUCGUGGCAAAGUUGCGGCUACUGGAAAAGUGGAGGAGAGACUCGUUCUCCUGGUCAAUGUCUCGCUGGGGGCAGCAACUGUUGGGAAAGAACUUUUCCACGCCCUCCGAGCUACGUCCACUCAAGGGAGACCUCAGCUCAGAGCGAUGCAGUUCCCUGUAAAUAUCAGCAACCGGAUCGCUUAUGGGUUAGCAGCAACGCGCUUCGGUGGCAAAGACAUCAAGUCAUUGCCUGAGUACUGCAUUUCGGCUGCAGACUUCCCGCUCACCGGAGAAGAGGAGUUCGACAACUGGGCCGAAUGUGCCGACCUCAAGCUUGAGAAGAGACCAAAGGUUCCGGUCACCCUGAACGCUUGGUAUCGAAAUGCCUUGGGCAAGCCUGGGCAAUUGCAUGUGUUUACGGCACCGAGCAUUACUCUUCCUUUGAACAAGCGGACCUUUUACUUGGAAGACCUCAGCGAGUACUUCCAGGCUGAUGUACUGCCCCGGCACAACCGUAUGCUGUCUCGAGCCUGCUGGCAAGUCGCAUUGAAGAAAAGCCCCAACAACCCCCUCCAUGGAGGAAAGGCCGGCGAGGGAACCGAGGCGUCGGAAUCGCGCCUGGGGCCCAAAACCGGCAAGAAUCAGGAACCCAAGGGGCUGAUGGGACCCAAUCUCACUGGGAGAGAAGCAGCUCGAGCACUUGACCACAGGCCCAAGGACAAGAAGGGUGCCAAAUAUCUCUGUUGGGACAAUUUGUCCCACAGGGGGCGCAACAAGCCCACUGCGUGCCCACAUUCCCACGCCACAGGGGUGAAAUGGGAAGGAAUGGAUUGGGCCGCCCAACUCCAAAUCCUUCGAAGAGGUGGACUGAAAAGCGGCCCCUCCUUGACGGAAGCCCAAGUUGUUGAGCAAAUGGACGCAAUCCGCAAGACACAAGCUUCGAAAACCAAGGAGAUGGUGGAAGAAGGGAAACGAGCCAAGAAAGUGGGAGACAAUGAAAACUCCAAAAACCAGCAAAGCUCCCCAGAUCAAAAGGUGGGACAAACGCCGCCAGAUCAAACUGAGCCAUCCCUCGAGGAUGAAAGCUCUGAGGCUCCUCCUUUGGAACUGACCGGGAUCAACCCCACCGACCAAGAGCAAGAGAUGGCUGAGUUGCUAAAGGGCCCAGACUUCUCUCUUUAUGAAGAUGUCGACGCAGGGAAGGUAAAACGGACUGCGGGAAAUUCGAUGAACAGGCAAAGCCUCGACUGGCUCACAUGA
This is a messenger RNA of Durusdinium trenchii, 2124 nucleotides long. Lineage: Eukaryota; Dinophyceae; Suessiales; Symbiodiniaceae. The record is from the annotation of a GenBank genome assembly.